UUUCCAUUCAACAGUAAAACAGUAAUCAUGAUUCAUGAAACUUUAUUUUAUUUAUGGAAUUGUCCAAGUGAAGUUGAUAUUUUAGAUACUAAUGAAUGGACUCAUUUAUUUGAAUUACAAGAAUUUCUACAUCCUGGGGAGCAGAAGUUGCUACAAAUCAUUGUGGAAAUUGCACUGGAUUAUUAUAAACUUUUAGCUUUUAGCAAACGUGUGUUACAUCAAAUUCCAAAUGGAGGAGGACUAGGAGGAAUUACAUCAUCAUUGUCAUCUGAGACCACGAAAGUAGAAUCGACAAUGAAAGUAUCUGCAGGUCUUUAUAUCAAUGCCUUUUGCAGUGGAAUGCAUAAAGUCUUAGAGGAUUACAGAAAAGAAAUUAUCAGACUGGAAGAUAUGUUUUUACAGAAUCCUCAAUUAUCGUUAACAUUUAUACUUAGCUCUAUAGAAAAAUAUCGAAAACUCUUUCAAGUACUACUUUCUAUGAUCCAGGUUAUAGAAAAAGACAAUGUACAUGGAUGUUUAUUAAUAGGAAGGUUGCAUAAAUAUAUUAAUUGUGGAAUGGAUCAGAUAGCUACCGCAGCUGAUCAAAUAAUUAAAUCUAUUAAUACGAUUUUCUAUAGACAUUUGUGUAAUUGGAUAAUUUAUGGAGAUUUAGUGGAUGCUUUUGGGGAAUUUUUCAUUAUAGAUGGAAAGACUGCUGAUGAAGAUUUUCUUUAUCCUGAACAAAUGAAAGAAUCAUCAUUAGAUAGUAGUGAAAUUUUAACAUUUAAGAAAAGUAGAAUAAGAAAACCUCCAGUUGUCAGAAAAUUCUAUAUAAAUUGGAAUAUGGUUCCAUUAUUUAUAAAUGAAGACACAGCAGAGAGCAUAUUGUUUAUGGGAAGAAUUGUUUGGAUUGUAAGAAAUGACCCAAAGAGAUCUAGUGAUGAUAGUUAUCAAAUUAAAUAUAAAAGAGAUAUAUGGGAAGGGAAAGAUAUUGAAUAUUACAGAAAAGUUCAAUCUUUGGAAUUUCAAACUUUUGAUAAUAUUGAAUUUCAGAAAACUAUUGAAGAAUGUAGAGUAAAGCUUACGAAGUACCUUUGGUCUGUAAUGUUAGACGAAGGCCAUCUAAUUGAGCAUUUGCACUUAAUCAGAGAUUAUUAUGCUUUAGGAAGGGGAGAACUAUUUCAGCAAUUCAUUACUAUUGCAGAAAAUCAUAUAAAAGAUACUUCAUCUGAAUCUGUCGUACAGAAUUUAAAUUUUAUUUUUCUUGAGACAGCUAGAAAAAUAUAUGGUGAAAAUGAUAAAACUUAUCUGAAAUUCGAGCUUACCUCAUCCAAUUCAGAUAACACACGUAAUCCUUGGGCAAAAUUACAAAUUAAUUUUGAAAUUCAGUGGCCUUUGCAUAUCGUUUUUCAUCCAAAAGUGAUGGAGCUGUAUAAUAAAUUAUUUUGUUAUUUGUUACGGUUACGUAAAACACAAAUUGAUCUUCACAAACUGUGGGCUGAACACGUUUCAAAGAAGCAGAAGAUUGAUAGAAGAGUUUGGACACUUCGCCAGAAUUUAAUAUUUCUCGUCAAUAAUUUGCAGUAUUAUUUACAAGUUGAUGUUAUAGAAGCUCAGUUUUCUCUUUUGUUAAAGGCAGUUCAAAAUGCUAAUGAAUUUGAAGAUAUUAUUAAAGUGCAUCAUGAAUUUAUUAGUAAUUUAUUAGCAAAAACUUUUGUUUUGACACCCGACGAGGAACAUACAUAUAAAAAUAAACAUCGUUUGUAUCAGAUACCAGCCGUACAGUAUAAUGUUCCCAGCAAGGUUUACAAUGUAAUUAUCAAAUUACUAGAAUUAUGUGAUGAGUUUUGUCUGGUUGCAACCACAUGGGAUGCUAUUUUAACCGAGCCAGAAUUGGAGGAACUGGAGAUCUUUCAGAAACGGAGUGAUACUGUUAUUGAGUCCCUACUUUUUAUUCUUUACAGCUUACACGAAAAAAUCAGUGGAGAACAUUUACUUCAGCUAUUGUCACAGUUAGAUUUCAAUAGGUAUUUCAGCAAAAAUAAACCUGAUUUUAAUUUAACUGCUGCUUUAAGUUAAAUA
This is a messenger RNA of Anoplophora glabripennis (Asian longhorned beetle), 2061 nucleotides long. It is a transcript of the gene Grip75, whose product is annotated as gamma-tubulin complex component 4. The transcript is spliced from 10 exons. NCBI's taxonomy places the organism in Eukaryota, Metazoa, Arthropoda, Insecta, Coleoptera, Cerambycidae. Bases 28 to 2058 code for a protein of 676 amino acids. Gene Ontology annotation, cellular component: gamma-tubulin complex; equatorial microtubule organizing center; centrosome. Gene Ontology annotation, molecular function: gamma-tubulin binding; microtubule minus-end binding. Gene Ontology annotation, biological process: microtubule nucleation; mitotic cell cycle; cytoplasmic microtubule organization. The record is from RefSeq and is a predicted model, not a curated record.